GCAGAGCGGGCGCACAGAGCGAGGAGCGCGCAGCGCUGCCGCCGGCGCACCCUCAGCCCGCUCCCGGCCCCGCCGCAGCCCCCCGCCCGGCCAGAUGAUGAACUUUCUGCGGCGCAGGCUCUCGGACAGCAGCUUCAUCGCCAACCUGCCCAAUGGCUACAUGACCGACCUGCAGCGGCCGGAGCCGCAGCAGCCUCCGCCGCCGCCGCCGUCCGCGGGCUCCCCGGCCGCGGCCUCGGGCUCGCCGGCCUCGGAGCGCCGGCAGCCGCAGCCGCAGCCCGCGCCCCCUCAGCAGCCGCAGCCGCCGCCGCCGCAGCAGUCGGCGGGCAGCAGCUUCUUCAGCUCGCUCUCCAACGCCGUGAAACAGACGGCGGCCUCGGCCGGGCUGGUGGACGCGUCCGCCGCCGUCUCCGCGGCUGUCGGCAGAAAGUUCAAGGUGCUCCUGGUCAUCGACGAGCCGCACACGGACUGGGCCAAGGCUUUUCGUGGAAAAAAGGUCCAUGGAGAGUAUGACAUAAAGGUGGAACAGGCAGAAUUUUCAGAAAUCAACUUGAUAGCCCAUGCUGAUGGCAAUUAUGCAGUUGAUGUCCAAAUCAUUCGAAAUGGCACAAAAGUUGUCAGGUCGUUCCGGCCCGACUUUGUGCUGGUGCGGCAGCACUCGUACAGCAUGGCGGAGAACGAGGAUUUCCGCAACCUCAUCAUUGGCAUGCAGUACGCCGGCGUGCCCAGCGUCAACUCCCUCGAGUCCAUCUACAACUUCUGCGACAAGCCCUGGGUGUUUGCCCAGCUGGUGUCUGUCUACAAAUCUUUGGGCCCGGAGAAGUUCCCUCUGAUCGAGCAGACCUUCUACCCCAACCACAAGGAGAUGCUCACAAUGCCAACCUUUCCUGUUGUUGUGAAGAUUGGACAUGCUCACUCAGGCAUGGGAAAGAUCAAGGUAGACAACCACUACGAUUUUCAGGACAUAGCCAGCGUGGUAGCACUCACUCAGACCUACGCCACCACUGAGCCCUUCAUAGACUCCAAAUAUGACAUCAGGAUCCAAAAAAUAGGCAGUAACUACAAGGCAUACAUGAGAACUUCCAUAUCCGGGAACUGGAAGACAAACACGGGCUCUGCCAUGCUGGAACAAAUUGCUAUGUCAGAUAAGUACAAGCUUUGGGUUGACACCUGUUCUGAAAUAUUUGGUGGCUUGGACAUCUGUGCUGUUAAAGCUGUACAUGGGAAGGAUGGAAAAGAUUAUAUUUUUGAGGUGAUGGACUGUGCCAUGCCCCUGAUUGGGGAGCACCAGGCUGAAGACAGGCAGCACAUCACCGAGUUAGUCGUAAGCAAAAUGAACCAAAUGUUGUCCAAAACUCCUAUUCCAUCUCCUCAGAGACCCACUGCCACUCAGCAGCCUCAGAGUGGAUCACUAAAGGAGCCAGAGCCAAACAAAGUCCCACCUCAGCGACCACCACCUCAAGGGGGCCCAGUGCAACCCCAAGGAAUGCAAUCCCAAAGCCAGGAGGCGUUGCAGCCCCAGCGCGUGUUCCCCGCGGGGCAGGCAGCGAAGCCCGCAGCCUCGCAGCCCCAGCGCCCGCCCGGACCCACCACCCAGCAGCCUCGGCCCCAGGCCCAAGGUCCUCCCAGCUCCAGGUUAUCAAAGGAAGCAGAGCCACAGCCACAGCCCCAGCCAGAGCCACAGCCGGCGCAGCAGCAGAAGCCGCAGUCGCACCCGCAGCUUAACAAGUCUCAGUCCCUGACCAACGCCUUCAGCUUCACAGAGUCCUCCUUCUUCAGGUCGUCCGUGAACGAGGACGAGGCCAAAGCUGAGACCAUCCGGAACCUGAGGAAAUCCUUUGCCAGCCUCUUCUCUGAUUAGCCAGCUUUGUGUAGAGUCUGAAUGUCCCAUAGGUUUUGUUCUCCCUGUGCCAGCACCCUUCUCUACUGUGCUCACUGUUGUACCAAGCAAUAUGUCCAACCCACAGAAACACAAAUCAAUAAUAGCAGGAGGACUUUGGUGGGGGAGACGCCACGCAGGAACACGUGGAAGGCUCUGGAAGGAAGGAAGGAAGGAAGGAAGGAAGGAAGGAAGG
This is a messenger RNA of Melospiza georgiana, 2075 nucleotides long. RefSeq names its product synapsin II (gene SYN2). Gene Ontology annotation, cellular component: synaptic vesicle membrane; synaptic vesicle. Bases 95 to 1861 code for a protein of 588 amino acids. The transcript has 13 exons. Gene Ontology annotation, biological process: neurotransmitter secretion. Gene Ontology annotation, molecular function: ATP binding. Lineage: Eukaryota; Metazoa; Chordata; Aves; Passeriformes; Passerellidae. The record is from RefSeq and is a predicted model, not a curated record.